AUGGAAAAUUCGGAAUCACCAACAACACCAUGUAUUCAUGACAUCGAAUUAGAAAAGUCUGAAAAUUUGGAGAUGUCAAAUACAUCAGAUGAAAAUAUGUUGGCACAGAUAAAGGAACUAUUUGGUGAUGAAAUUGCCAGCGCUUUUGAAAGUAAGUAGUGAUGAUAAACUAUCAGAAUUCUGUACCCUGUGUUCUUGUAAUAUAAAUACAAUAAUAUACAUUUGCAUGUACCAUUAUAUUAUUUAUAUAUAAAAGUAUAACAGUACGUGCACAUGUUUAAUACUAUACUGCUAUAUAUUCCUUAUUUAUACAAAUUGUCAAUUGCAAGUACUAAAUGUCACGAAUAUGUUAUAAUAUCAGAAUAUAUAUUUACCAAUAUAGUGCAAUAUAUACAAAUGUACAAUGUACUUAGUCAAAACUAGAACACUUCGUGUCAGUUCGUGCCUGGUACGAAUAUUCGUGUCCUCGUGUAAAGUAGUCAUGUGAUAGAUAAUAUAAAUUAACAUAAUUAUUAUCCUUCUAACACUAUAUUUGUCAUUGUAGGGGAAGAGAUUGUUACUGAAGAGGCUAUAAGAGAUUGCUUAUCCAGAGAUUCAGAUGCUCCCAUUUUUGGAAGACUUGGCCUGUCCUAUGGUAAAGCUGUUCACUUCAAAGCAACAUUUGAAAAGAUUUUCCCACAGGAAAAUGUAGUCAGGGGGAAUAAAAGAUCUAGAUCAUCUACACCCUCACCUACUAAUGUGAAGCCAUCCAUGGGUGACAUGGCUUUUUUCUCACCAGAACAGAAGGUCUUGUAUCUUGCUAAGUAAGUGAAUGGGGCAAGCAUUGUUUGUUAUAAUAUUUUGCUGAGAAAAAGUUCACACUCUAGAUCUACAUUGGUCGCUUACCUCAAAAGGCCAUCAGACUGUAGUGGCCUACUGGCCUUUUGAGGUAAGCAAAAAUCUACAUUUGCUCUGUCUAUACUGAUGCAGAUAUUGCACAGCACACUCCCUAUUAGGGUUUAUUGUGCAUACUAUUAGAUAGACAGAACCGGAAGCAGACCGAGGUAAACUGUGAGCUUACAAUGGCGCUUUAAGCAGCCGCUAUUAGUCCAUACCUCAUUAAUGAUCUGCCCCCUGACCUAUGUGUUUAACCCACCCUGUCAACUUUCCCUGUGGGAGGAAACCGGAGUACCCGGAGAAAACCCUGGAUCCGGAGUACUCGGAGAAAACCCUGGAGUACCUGUGUGAAAACUUGUUAUACGGUUUCCAUAUGAUCUUUAAAAUUUUAUUAAGAGUAUUAACCAUGAUUCAAGGUUUAAUUUUCUUUGUUAUAUAUAUAGACAUAAGAAAGUUGGAGUGUUAGCUUCAGAACAUUGGAAAGAUAACCCUGCCCCAAAAUUUAAUACACCUCAAAUGAAAUCAGCAUUGGCAAAAUUUGCAGAACAAAUUGCACCACAAUGUGCAAUGCCAGAAAUAGGUUUUACUGUUGAUGGGAUUGUCAAACAUGUGCAGUGUUUCUUCAAUGAACAACGAAGAUACAGAAAUAGAAAACCACCAGUUGAUUUAAAGGUACAUAUACAGUAUGCUGUAUUACAUUUUUUAUUACUUGUUUUUAACCCAUUAGCUGGCAUUGCACACCCCCAAUGAGCCCUACAUUAGUAUUUACCUGUCUAACGCCAGAUGGUUUACUUGUCAGUGGUAGAUUACUACCAGUUAAUGGGCUAAAAACUGAUUACUGAUUACUCUUGUUAACCCAUUAGUGGGCAAUGUGCCCAAAUGCACCCUACUUUAGUAUUUACUCUGUCUAACACCAGACGAUUUUAUUCGUCAGUGGUAGAGUACUGGUCGUUAAUGGUUAACAAACCUAUCUGCCCAUGUCUCUCGUUAACCCAUAGCGGGCAAUGCGCCCAAAUGUGCCCACUUCAGACAGUAUUUACUCUAUCUAACACCAGACAAUUUUACUCGUCAGUGGUAGAGCACUGCCACUAAAUGUGUUCACCAUCCUAUCUGUCAACGACUCUUAUUAAAUACAUCUGCCAAAUGUCUCCUAGCUAUUAACCCAUUAGCUGGCAGUGUGCCCAAAUGUACCCCACAUUAGCAUUUGCUCUGUCUAACGCCAGACAAACGAUUUUAACUCAUCAGUAGUAGGGUGCUGUUAACAAAUCUGCCAAUGGCUCUUAUUAGCAAAUAUAUCUGCCAAUGUCUCUUAUAGUUAACAAACUAUUUUACUUGUCAGUGAUAGAGAACUGCCAGUAAAUGGGUUAAAUUAACAAACCUAGCUAUCUGCCAAUGUCUCUUAUUAACCUGUUAGUACUACUACUUUAGUAUUUACAGAACUCUGUCUAAGGCCUAAAAAAAUACCUGUGGUUCCGGUUUCAUAUCGUGAAAAAAUUAGGGUCGGCAGGUCGGAAAUAAAAUUUUUUUUAAAUAUUAUUUUCAUGGUUUUGGCGGUUUUUUGUUGGGCGAUUUGCAGUAGAGUCCUGACAUCAAUAUUAACUCGAGAUGUGUAUUUACUAUGGACGAAUUUAGGCAAUUUGGUUCAAUAAUUAGUGUGACAACAGAUGCCAUUUUGGCAUGCUGUACGAGCAGCCCGCAACCACCUGGAGAAAAGAGGGUUGCACGGUCAAUCGCGUUGAAAAAAUAAUAGGGUCGGCAGAAAAAAAUAGGGUCGGUCGGGAACUGGAACCACAGGUAUUUUUUUUACGCCCUAUUUUUUUCUGCCGACCCUAUUAUUUUUUCAAUGUGAUUGACCGUGCGACCCUAUUUUCUCCAGGUGGUUGUGGGCUGCUCAUACAGCAUGACAAAAUGGUGUCUGUUAAUUGUCACACUAAUUACUGCAGAAACCAUGAAAAAAUAUUCAAAAAAAAUUUAUUUCCAACCUACCGAUCCUAAUUUUUUUGUGAUAUGAAACCGGAACCACAGGUAUUUUUUAUGCCUAAUGCCAUACAUAUUUAUUCUGUCUAACACCAGACGAUUUCAUUCGUCAGUGGUAGCUAGAGUACUGCCAGUAAAUGAGUUAAAUGAUGAAAUGUAACAUAAUAUAUUUAUAGGUUUCCAAUUCAACAAAAGAAGAUCCAAAGUUCCCUGAACUGUUAACUAUUUCUCCAAAUGAGAAGUCCCAGGUUCUUCAAAAAAGCUGAAGGUACGUGUACAGAUUGGAAAUUGCAUGUGAACUUUGCUUUUUCCUUAACUGAUGUACGCAUGCAACAAAUUUAGCUAACUAGUACUGAGAAUAUUGUCAGUCGUACUGCAUGUCCAGAGAUGUCAAAAGGAAAAGUAUUUUGAUCUUCGUUAGCAUCCAGUUCAUUUAUAAUAUUUCAAUGUAUUUUACUCAUUCACUGUUAUAAAGGUUUUAGUACCUAUAGUUUUAUACUUAGUCUCUGGAACAUUUUCUUGCAUUAAUAUUUUCCUUUUUCCUGCAUGUAGCGAGUUAAAAGAAUUAGUGAUGAUGGAUCAGGAAGUGAUACUGGGAACGAUCAUGGUGCCCAAUCUGCAAGUACUCUUUCACCAAAUAGUGAUUUGGAUUCAUAA
Messenger RNA from Paramuricea clavata, 3510 nucleotides. NCBI's taxonomy places the organism in Eukaryota, Metazoa, Cnidaria, Anthozoa, Malacalcyonacea, Plexauridae. The record is from the annotation of a GenBank genome assembly.